AUGGAAGACUGUAAUAGCUAUCAACUUCGCUCUGGCCAUAACGAAUUUGCUUACCAAAAAGAUUCUCGAUGGUGGCAUGAGCCGUAUAGUCAUCAUGUGUACCGUCAGGCUAUUUCUGCCGUUUCCUUGGCUCCGGUUGUCUACUUUUGGGAGAGAAAAACUAGAUCCAAGCUCACAGCUGGUGUUUUAUGCCAGCUUUCCCUCGAUGCUGUUACAGGGGCAACCCUCUGUUUGUACUCUUUCCUUCUUGGACUUGAAUAUACUUCUUCAACUUUCACUUGUGCAUUCAUCAACAUGGUCCCUGCAAUUACCUUUACGUUGGCCCUACCAUUUGGUCUAGAGAAGGUGAAUCUCAGAAACAAGGCCGGGGUUACGAAGGUUAUCGGUACAUUGGUUUGCAUCGAUGGAGCUGUGGUGCUGACACUUUACAAAGGGAAAACAUUGGUGGGAUUGGAUUCGGGGGGUGCGGUUCAUGCUGAAAACUAUGCUGAUCCGAUGGUUUCGAGUAAGAAUAAGAAAGAGAGAUGGGCCAUCGGUUCCGUAUUUCUGGCUGCCGGUACCGUCUUUUUGUCGUCAUUGUUCGUUCCGCAAACCAGAAUCGGAACGACAUAUCCAUGCCAAUAUUCUAGCACUGCAAUUUUGUCAUUCUUCAGUGCAAUUCAAUCAGCCAUCAUAAGUUUGAUAACAGAGAGGGACUUUACCAGAUGGAUCUUGAAGGGAAGACUCGAACUCUUAUCGGUGGCUUACAGCGGAAUGGUGGGAUCAGGGUUGUGCUAUGUGGGAUUGUCCUGGUCUGUGAAACAAAAAGGUCCGGUCUUCACGUCAACCUUCACGCUACUGGUGCAAAUAUUUGUAGCCAUAUUUGAUUUCUCCAUUCUACAUGGACAAAUCUACUUUGGAAGCGUUAUCGGAUCAAUUUUAGUUGUAAUCGGAUUAUAUAUCCUGCUGUGGGGCAGAAACCGUGAGGCCGAACAAACUCAACAGUUGAAACAGACUCAAAUAGAAGAACGCAGUAAUUGAA
Hibiscus syriacus is the source of this 1021-nucleotide messenger RNA. RefSeq names its product WAT1-related protein At3g30340-like. Gene Ontology annotation, cellular component: plasma membrane. The transcript has 6 exons. Gene Ontology annotation, molecular function: transmembrane transporter activity. Lineage: Eukaryota; Viridiplantae; Streptophyta; Magnoliopsida; Malvales; Malvaceae. The coding region runs from base 1 to 1020 and encodes 339 amino acids. The record is from RefSeq and is a predicted model, not a curated record.